Hemiscyllium ocellatum (epaulette shark) is the source of this 5893-nucleotide messenger RNA. Its product is annotated as arf-GAP with GTPase, ANK repeat and PH domain-containing protein 1-like. The transcript is spliced from 18 exons. The record is from RefSeq and is a predicted model, not a curated record. Gene Ontology annotation, cellular component: nucleus. NCBI's taxonomy places the organism in Eukaryota, Metazoa, Chordata, Chondrichthyes, Orectolobiformes, Hemiscylliidae. Gene Ontology annotation, molecular function: protein binding; GTPase activity; GTPase activator activity. Bases 221 to 2713 code for a protein of 830 amino acids.
GGAAGUGGGCUGUGUACACGAGGUGCGAGCCGAGCCCUACGCUGCAGCUUCGCGGACAAGUGGAAAGGAUUUGAAAAGUCCCUUUGCGUUCAAGCGGCGCUCUGUUUAUUUCAUGUGGGUCGGAGAAGGGGGCUAGCGUGUGACCAGGGAACAGUAUGGGGCAGAUCUGCGCCCCCGCAGGGACGAGCACAACGCACCGGGAGGCACAGCGCAGGAGGCGAUGAAUUCUCAAAAGCAGGUGACCCAUUCCGUGGCCAUUCGCGGCGAAAUCCAGAGGUUCGAGAGCGUCCAGCCCAAUGUUUACAACGUCUACAAGUUACUGCGACGCGUUCCCGAUCCCUCGCUGCGGAACACCAUUCAGCAACUUGUUACACGCAUUGAAGAGGCCUUUGUAAACAGCCAGGAGUGGACGCUAAGUCGCUCAGUCCCAGAGCUCCGGUUGGGAUUGGUUGGUAGUCUGUGCAGUGGGAAGUCUGCACUCGUACAUCGAUAUCUGACUGGUACCUAUGUCCAUGAUGAGUCUCCAGAAGGUGGUCGAUACAAAAAGGAAAUCAAUGUCAAUGGUCAGAGCCAUUUGCUGCUGAUCAGGGAUGAAGGAGGUCCUCCAGAUGCACAGUUUUCAACCUGGGUGGACGCUGUUAUAUUUGUCUUCAGCUUGGAAAAUGAGAAGAGCUUUGAGGCCAUUUACAAUUACUACACCAGACUCGCGAGCUACCGGAAUACAGCUGAGAUUGCUGUGAUGCUGGUGGGAUCACAGGAUGCAAUCAGUGCUACCAAUCCACGAGUCAUUGAUGAUGCUCGGGCACGAAAACUCUGUGCUGACCUAAAACGCUGCAUGUAUUACGAAACAUGCGCGACAUAUGGACUCAAUGUUGAUCGAGUGUUUAAUGAAGUCACACAGAAGAUCUCAGCCAUUAAGAAACAGCAACACCUUUUUGCUACAUCAUGCAAGUCGUUGCCAAGCUCUCCAAGCCAUUCAGCUGCCUCUACCCCAGUGUCUACUAUUCACAGCAGUCAGGCAAGCAAUGGUGGAAACGUGAGUGAUUAUUCAUCUUCUCUUCCCUCCACUCCGAACAUCAGUCACCGGGAUCUGCGGUCUGAUGUUUGCCAAGCCUCUGGUACUCCAGGUUCUGUCCGCAAACAUUCAAAAAGACGUUCAAGUCUUUUCGCUACUCGGCGGGGAAGCGAUACAGAGCGGAGGAGUCUCGACAGUAAAGCAGAUAAUAUUGGAAGUGGCCGUGCAAUCCCAAUUAAACAGGGUGUGUUGUUGAAGAGGAGUGGAAACUCGCUAAACAAAGAGUGGAAGAAGAAAUAUGUUACACUGUGUAACAAUGGUAUCUUGUCCUAUCAUCCAAGUUUACAUGAUUAUAUGCAGAACAUCCAUGGAAAAGAGAUUGAUCUUCUCAGGACAACAGUUAAAGUUCCUGGCAAGCGGCCACCCCGUGCUGUUUCAACCAGUGGUGCCUCCACCAGCCUAAAUGGACUCAUGGGCAGCGGGCAAGAAAGUGUUGAUUCUCUGCAUGCUGGUGGUUUAGACCCUGUUGCUGAGCAAGCAAUUGUUGGUGAUUCCAAGGUCAAAGGAAAGUUCCCAAACUGCUCCUCCAUUUCUAGUAGUGAGCAGUGGAGUGAAAAUAGUUCAAAAACUGCUGAAGGGGCUGCCAUAGGUGAAGGCAUCUCAAGUCCCUCAAGCAGCAAGCUGGACUCCCCACCCUCACCCCAGAUAAACCGAAGGAAACAUCGCAGGAAGAAGAGUGUGAGCAGGGCAGAUGGCAUGAUGGGAUUGGCAGAAGAACAAGAGGAGAACAUUGAGUUCACUAUUGUCUCCAGCACGGGCCAGAUGUGGUACUUUGAAGCAGUGAAUUUUGAAGAGAGGGAUGCCUGGGUCCAAGCCAUUGAAAGUCAAAUCCUGGCCAGUCUGCAGUCCUGUGAAAGUAGCAAGAACAAGGCUCGGAUGGACAGCCGGAGUGAAGCUGUUGCCCUUCAGGCGAUCAGAAAUGCCAAAGGAAAUUCAUUCUGUGUUGACUGCGCUGCUGCAAAUCCUACCUGGGCAAGUCUGAAUUUGGGAGCACUCAUAUGUAUUGAAUGCUCAGGGAUUCAUCGUAAUCUUGGGACCCAUCUUUCACGAGUACGAUCUCUGGAUCUUGAUGACUGGCCUUUGGAGCUAACUCUCGUGCUGACGUCUAUUGGAAAUGAGAUGGCAAACAGUGUGUGGGAGAAGAAUACUCAGGGACGCAGCAAGCCCACUCCAGAAUCUACACGGGAAGAAAGGGAGAACUGGAUCAGAGCAAAGUAUGAGCAGAAACUGUUUCUUGCAUCCUUGAAAUACCGCGACAUUCCCAUUGGAAAGCAGCUGUUUCGAGCUGUUAUGGAGAAGGACCUUCACAGUAUUUUACUACUGCUUGCUCAUGCCAAAAAGGAGCACAUCAAUGAAUGGACUGAAGAUAAAGACAAACGGACAGCUCUGCAUCUUGCCUGUGAACGAAAGGAUGUAGUAGUGACACAGCUUCUUGUCUGGUACGGCAUUGAUGUAAAGGCCAGAGACGUGAAUGGAAACACAGCUCUGUACCACGCCCGGCGAGCAGGUGGCCAGGAGUGCAUGGAUGUUCUGUUGCAACAUGGUUGUCCCAGUGAUGGCUGCAGUAUGACACCUAGUCUCAGCAGGAAAAGUAUCAGUGCCAGUCUCGAAAGGACUGAGCCCAGGCUUCCAUAUUAAACCGAAGCUUUUGAAGCACUGUGUAUCCACACCUUUUUCAUUCUCAAAGGGCAGCUACUGCAGCCUCCAGACUUUCCCACCCUCACCAACUCCCAUCCCAUUCUGUUGCAGAAUUUGGUGACCAGGAGGUGCAAUUCUUGGAAAGCACAUACUAAUUUACCACAGUUGAUUAUAUCAAUUGUCCCAAAGCCUUCUGACCAAGAGAUUGAAACUGCUGUUCUUCAAUGUAAGAGCUGUUUGAUGUUUUAUUUAAAGUGUCGAGCGCCAUGUAACUUGCAGGACAGCACUGUCGGUAUCGGAAUAUGGGGUUGAUUAAGGUUUCUGUUCCAUCUACUGAUUUACAAUUCUUAGAAAGAAUUGAAGGUUGUUUACAGAAAGCAUAACCGUGAUGUGCUGGAGUCAUGAAUCUGCAGUAAGUUAUAGACCCCAAUUUUCAGCUCCAAAUGUUUUAUAUUUGACAUAAUGAAAAUGUUGUCAAUUUUAUUUUCCAACUGUUUAAAUGGUGGUCCUAUGAGUACUGAUUGUUCCUUUUAUUCCCCCAGAUGUGCACUUGUAUUUAAAUUUGUAAAGGAAAUUUGUGUGUAAUAUCAGAUAUUACAGUAUUUAGAGAAACGUGAAGACCUACAGAACAUUCUUUCAUGCGAUCCUCUGAAGUUCCAAACAAGAAAUAGUUGUAUACAAUUCUUAUUUUGGGGAAUGAGAAAGUAGUCACUGGAGCGGCAGAUAUCUCAAUUGUCAACUGUAAAAGGUUCCAUUUACAUUCUUUUGGCAAUGAAGCUUCAUUCGUCCUGUAUUGUGCACAAAAACCUUUAACCUUACAUAACCACACCAUAUUCUGCCAUAAUAGCAUGAAGCCAACAACCUGCAAUGGCUUACCUGCAGUCUUAUUUGAAGCUGGACCUCUAAUUUUGAUACAAUGCACUGUUGAACAAAAAACAUUUUUUUUUAAAAAGAGGCUUGUGCUGAAAUAAAGCACCGUGGUUGCAAAUGAAAGAAAAUUCUGCAGCUCAAAUAAUCCUGCUGUUACAACCAAAGGAGCACUGUCUGACAGGAAGGUAAUGAAAGGAGAUAGAAGCAAAGGGUGGGGGGUUGGCAAAUAAGUGAAAUAAAGUGUUUUUAGAAAGCUUUUUUUCUAAAAUAGACCACUAAUGUGUAGUCCCAUGAAAUCAACUGCUGCUUGGAGACCAGACGCUUCACCACAGGGAAGAUUACAUCAGGAAUCAUUACCAGGCACUUGAGCAAACUGCCUAAUGGCAGAUUUCAGAGUGGCAUUGGCAGGUGGUUCACAUGUCUCAGUGAAAGUGCAUGGAAUGCAAGGCUAGAAGGGAUAAGGGAAAAUUGAGAAUUUAAAUUCAAAAGAAAAAAAUGAUCCUUAUAAGGUGCUGCAACUUCAGUACAAUGUACAAUUCCCAGUUAUCUUGAUAAUGCCUCUUCAGUCUUAUUACACUGUCAGUGCACAAGCUUUUAGCUGCCAGAUUAGUAGGUCAUAGUAAUUUAGUAGUUAGACACUGCUAGAAUGGUGGGAGAGCUUACUGUGUCUGUAAGGUCUAAGUCAAUGUCUCAAGACUUCGUUUUUGAUUCUGAAAUGUAGGGAAAGAGCCAAUAAUCACAAUGCAUGAGACUUCCCAGAUUGAAACAAAUGGGAUAGGAGACUGGAUAAGAUAAGAAAUAGGAUUUGGAUUAUACCAAGCUUAGAUUUUAAAGAUUGCAGGAGAAAUUUGCAUUGGUGAGCUUUGAGGUCUCAUGUCACUUACCAUACAUUCUAUACCAUAACCGAAUGACUGGGCCAUUGAGAUCUUCUGCAUCAAUGCUUGCAUGCUUUUUGAUGGAAAAAAAUAUAUUCCCAUAGAUUGUGAAUCACUGCUUCAACAGAUGAGACAAGCCAUUUUGUCUAAGCUCCUAGCAGUUAAAAUUGAACCACUGUUUUAGCCACACGUGGUAAAAUCAAAAAGAAUGUAAACAUAUGCAAAAUGCAGGUUGUGUGUGUUACUUGAUUCGCUUGGUAGUUUAUCUUUGAGCAAAAAGAUUGUAGGUUCAGAUCGUUCGUUCCCGAUUAACAUCAUAAUGCAGUACUGACGGAGUGCUGCAUUACCAGCUAAGACUUCAAAUGAAAUUGAGAUUGUCUCUUCUGGUGGUACAGGUGAACGUGAAAGAUUCAAUAGUACAGUUUGUCUGGUCAAUGGCAUCUCCCCCCGCUCACCCCAACAAACCACCACCAAAAACAGAUUAACUGCUCUACGAUUUAUAUGCUGCUUCUGCAAUUUUGCUGUGCGCAAAUUGGCUGCUGCAUUUGCCUCCAUAGCAACAAGCAUUGCAUUUCAAUAAUUUUGGAUAUGAGUGCUUUGGAGCAGUUUCUGGGAGCUGUGAGAAGGCGCAAAAUAAGUGCAAGUCUUUUUAACGCAAAGUUCACAUCACGCUUGGGGCAGAGGGAAGGAGUAGGCUAAUAUUUACAAUAUCAAAUCUGAAACUCACCUGACAGUAGGCACUUGUCUAGUUGUUAAUAUGGCUCAUACUCUUGAUGUUUCACAAAGAGUCAGUGUGUAAGAGUAAUGAAAUAAAAAUAGAGUGCUAGAGAAACCCAAAGAUCUGCUAGCAUAUGUGGCGAGAGAAACAAAGUUAAUGUUUCAAGUUUGAUAUUCCUCUUCCUCAGAACCCGAAGAUAUGUCCUUGAUUUUCUCUCCACAGAUGCUGCCAGACUUGUUGAGUUUCUCCAGCACAUUCUAUUUUUAUUUUAGACCUCUAGCAUUCUCAAUACUUUGCUUUUAUGUGACAGUAAUGAAUUCUAUGUAUAUAGAGUGCUACACACUGUAGUAGUACUGUUCUCGCAAAUAUUCUGGGGAACAAUUUCCUCCAUGUGUUAUAUCUAGCAAAAUUAUAAACACAUUAUUUGCAACUUUGCUAUGUAUAACACACAGGGUAAUUUCCCCAUUAUUAAGCCACUGUUAGCUUUUAGUACUUCUUGUAUUGCUCACUUUAAAUAGACAAUCUGCUUUUACAUUUUAGUGGAAAAGAAAUCCAAACAGAUGUUCUGUUUCCUUCUAGCUUAAUGGUACAAGUUGUCAAUGUGUGAAAAUUGUGUUGAAGUUGAUUACCUUUAAAUGGAGAUUGCCCUUGGUGACUGUUUUGAUCAGUUUCAGUCAUUCACUGUUUUAAUUACUUUUCAGCGUUUAUACCCUUUAG